Hydra vulgaris (swiftwater hydra) is the source of this 2946-nucleotide messenger RNA. RefSeq names its product NACHT, LRR and PYD domains-containing protein 14. Gene Ontology annotation, molecular function: protein binding. Gene Ontology annotation, cellular component: cytoplasm. NCBI's taxonomy places the organism in Eukaryota, Metazoa, Cnidaria, Hydrozoa, Anthoathecata, Hydridae. Gene Ontology annotation, biological process: signal transduction. The record is from RefSeq and is a predicted model, not a curated record.
CUUCAUUUUUUCUAAAGGGGAUGUAAUACUUUAGGCGGAUGUGAUAUUUUAUUACAGGGACUUAAAAAAGUGUUAGACUCUUAGGUGCCGGAUAACUUUCAUUAAACUUAACAGGCUAUUUUGAUAUAUUAAGACUCUGAGAGAGAAAACUAUUUAUCUUUUUGUUUGGCUUUUGUGAAAGUUUGUGUUACGUAAUUUAUGGACGAUCCAAAAGUUUUAUUUUUCGUUGUUUAAGUUUAUUAUGGUAGGACGGACGUUUUAGGUACACUUGGAACAGUUUUUACCCAAAAGCACGAUCUCGUUAUGAGUCUUUCAUACAAUGCUCCUAUGAAUCAUAGGAACAUGGAAUGAUUCAAGGUGUGGAAAUAUAAAACCAAUAUAAAUGGGUAGUUCAAUUCGGAUUUAAAAUAAAGUAUUAUAAACUUUCAUUCUUCUUCAAGAUUUAUUUUUUUGCACUUAAUAUCAAAAAAAAAAGUCGAAUUAAACAAGCUACUACAACAAAAUGGGAAAUUGUCUAUUUAGCAGUUCAGUUAAAAAAAAAGUUAAAAAAGAAUCAGGUGGUGAUGAUGACAGUGUUAAAUCACUACUUCCAAAAGCAGAAGAAAAAAAAGAACACAAAGAAGAUACCGAAGAUACCAAUGAAAGAUUUACACCUGUGUCUAGAAAUGAAUUGGCUUUUGAUGACUUGAUUUCAAAUUAUUGUGGUGAAAUAAGCUAUAAUAUUGGGAGUGAUUGGUUGCGAUGGGGAAGACACCUCGGUCUAAGUGAUUCAGAUCUUGAUAAUAUUGGCUCUGAUAACAAAAAUUGUUAUGAGAAAGCUGAUAAUGUUUUAAAAAAAUGGAAGCAAAAAAAUGGAAAUCCUUCGUUGGAGCAAUUAAAAAAAAAAUUGCUAGCUUUUGAUCGUUUAGAUAUUGUGAAUAAAAUUGAAAAAAUAUUUGAAGAGAUUUCAAGUUCACCAAAUAAAGAAUCUGAUUUUUCUUCUAAUAAAGAUUUGUUGAGGAUGUCGGCUGAACUAAAGAAAUUUUAUCUUGAAUAUUAUGGGAAAAUCAGUGAACUUCAACCACUAUUAAAAGGAUCUGCCGAUGUUGAUCUAAUACAAAAUUUUGUUGAUUUGUGUAUUGUUGAUGCAGUGAAUGCUCAAAGGGAUGCUGUUUUUAGUGUUGAACCAAAGCAAUUUCUAGAAAACCAAACAAGUUAUGCACCAAUUCCAUAUAAUGAAAUAUUUACAAAAGAAAAAUCAGUAAUAUUAAUUUCUGGAAUAGCUGGUAUUGGGAAAACAUGGUUGCUUAGAAAAUGUUUGCUUGAUUGGUCAAAUUAUUUAAUUUGGAAAAAUGUUAAACUUGUAUUUUAUUUGGAAUGCAGGAGACUUAAUCAUUAUUCAAAUAUUUCUAAUAUUAAUGAAUUACUAAAUAUUUUCUACAAAGAUAUUGUGAACAACUUUAAUAUUAGUAAUCAUACUGCACUGUUUAUAAUUGAUGGAUUAGAUGAGUUUAAAUAUUUAAAUGAGUUAUUAAACCCAAGUUUGACUUGUAACAAUCCAAUUGUUAAUGCUUUAGCAGAUAUUCAAAAAUACAAACAUGUAAUUGCUGGUAGAGUUUAUGCAAUAGAUCAAUACCUAAGUAUAUCUACAGAACAUAGCAAUAAGUUGACCAUUCAAGUAAUGGGGUUUAAUGAAAAUGGAAUAAAUUAUUAUGUAGAAAAUCAUGUCAUAGAAGAAAAAAAAGAAGUUGUAAAAACAACUUUAAAGGAGUCUCCAAUUGCAAAAGCCAUGGCAUCUGUUCCAUUUUAUUUAUCUUCCAUGUGUAAAAUUAUUAAUGAUUCAAAAAAACUAAAUGAAAAUUAUUUUUUAACAAUGACCGAAUUGUAUGCAAGUAAUUUUUUAUACUUUUUGCAAAAACACAUUAUUAAAAACAAUGGACUGGUUUAUCAAAUGAUGGCAAAUGAAAACAAUAAGAAUUAUGUUUUAAACAUUUGUAGGAUAGCUUAUAAAUUGUUUAUUGAAAAUAAAGUUAUUUUUUCAAAAGAGGAAGUUUUACUAUUUAUCAAUGACUUUAAUGAAGUUGAAGAAAGUUUGUUUGGUUUUAUUGAAAGGGUCGAAACACAUCUAGGUUAUUAUUACCAAUUUGCACAUUUGACCAUAAUGGAAUUUUGUGCAUCUGUAUAUGCAUAUAAUUGUUUAAGUAAUGAUGAGAUUAUGAACAGUGAGAGGCUGAAAAGUUGUUUUUCAAUGAUUUGUGGAUUAACCAAUAAAAAUCAAAACAGUUUAUUAAAGUUUCUUGUUAACCUGAAUCCUUCAAAAAGAUCCAAUGAUGAAUCUUUACUUUUGUGUUCUAUUUUGUAUCGCCUGAGCAAAAGUAAACACUCUAAAGAUUACCGUGAUUUAUUCGUUGAAUGUUUUUAUGAAAGUCAAUCAGCAUUUACUGAUAAAAUAAAAUCAAUUGUUGAUAAACAAAAGUGGUGGAAUGUUUCGAUAAACAUUGGAAAAACUUCUUACUUAACUUCUUGCGAAAAUUUCUUCAUAAAUUAUUACAUAAAAUCUGGAAGAAUGUUAACGUGGUUACGUGUUGAUAAAAAUAUUUUAAGUGAUGAAGAAAAAAAACUUUUAAUUCAAUGUUCAACUAAUGUUCACGAAGUCACUUUUUUUUGUCCAAUUAAUUUCGAGGGAUGGAAACCGAAAAAUAAGAUUAAAGAGUUGUCGAUAUUGAUCUCAAAAUAUUUAAUAACAAAAAAAGAUUUUGAAGAAAACUUUCUACCAUGGGUAAACCUUUGUGAAGAAUUAAAUCUUCGACUUCACGACGAUAUUGAUUUUAUUAAAAAAAUUUGUGAAUGGAUUCGUUUUUCGGAUAUCAAGAGGUUUGUGAUCUAUUACCGUGAAAAAAAUUUUUAUAACUUCGAUGAAUUAAAAAACUUUACAACUCAAUGUUUAAUACUUUGAAUAUAUUUAAU